Messenger RNA from Loa loa (African eye worm), 459 nucleotides. RefSeq lists its product as hypothetical. The record is from RefSeq and is a predicted model, not a curated record. The transcript has 5 exons. The coding region runs from base 1 to 459 and encodes 152 amino acids. Lineage: Eukaryota; Metazoa; Nematoda; Chromadorea; Rhabditida; Onchocercidae.
AUGACAUUGAAGACAAAGGUCCGGGAAACCGGUUCCGAAAAUUUUACUCCAACUCUAAAAAAUCAUGGGAUGGCGAAUAAGAAAAGGGUUCCGAAAGGCAUCAUAAGCAGUUCAGAGAACAGUGUAGGAAGAAAAGUAUUCAUGGCGCAUCUAUUUCCUUGUAUGAAAAAAUUCUUCCCCAUAUUUGAUAUAAAAUAUUUGAUAACAAAAAGAGAAGAAAUGAAAACGAAUGGAACUUCUAACGGAAAGAAAUGUGAUAUUUACAGGUUCAAGACAACUGCUAUCACAAAUUUGCAUCAUGCGCUUGGGAAAUUGGCAUGCGAUGUUUCACAACUUUCAUCAGCUGAUGUUGAAGUUAUAGUCAAUAUACAAUUUAAACAGAAUACCACGUACGUACGGUUUUCUAAAUACCAUCAUAAUGAGUUUGGAAAAGAGAAAGUAACGAUGUCAAAACAAUAG